Bactrocera dorsalis (oriental fruit fly) is the source of this 2910-nucleotide messenger RNA. It is a transcript of the gene Cp19, whose product is annotated as ice-structuring glycoprotein. The record is from RefSeq and is a predicted model, not a curated record. Gene Ontology annotation, biological process: multicellular organism development. Lineage: Eukaryota; Metazoa; Arthropoda; Insecta; Diptera; Tephritidae. Gene Ontology annotation, cellular component: egg chorion. The transcript is spliced from 6 exons. Bases 162 to 2702 code for a protein of 846 amino acids.
UACACCUGACGAAUAAUGCAAAACCGUUUGGUCACGUAAAGUCCAUAUACACGUAACAUAUGUCGCGCACCCUAAAUUUGCUAUAAAAACUAUACUACAAUUUUGUCAAACAUAUUCAUUCCAUCUUCUAACCCUAACAUCAAACAACAAAAUAACGCAUAAUGAAUAGAUUCAUUUGCACCUUUGCCGUAAUUGUCGCCGUUGCCAAUGGCUACUCAGUAAGCGGUGGCAGCCGCGGUUAUGGCUCUGGUGGUGGUGGCGGCUCCUCCUCGAUCGCUGGAAAUGCCUAUCAAUUGCUGCCAGCCGUUUCGGUGCAAACGAUUGCUGCGACUGGAGGUAGCUCGGCCGGUUAUGGUGGCUCGUCGGGCGGUUAUCGCAGUUCGGCGGGUGGUUAUGGUGGCUCCUCGAGCGGUUAUGGCAGUUCCGCUGGUGGUUAUGGUGGUUCCUCUGGUGGUUAUGGCGCCGCGAGUGCACCAUCUGUUGAUAUCAAUAGUUUGCUGGCUGCAGUUGGUGGUGAUCUUAGUGCACAACAAGCGGCUCAACUCGCCUUAUCCUUACCUUCCGCCGGCGGUCCACUUAUUGAUACCUCAAUUGCUUAUGGUAGCAGUAGUCAAGGUUCCUAUGCUAGCGGCGGCAAUUUAGCUUAUGUUAUUGCCCCUAGCGGAGGUUCUUACUCUGCUCCAGCCCCAGCUCCAGCUUCAUAUGCUGCACCUGCUCCUGCUCCAGCUCCAGUCGUCUAUGCAGCACCUGCUCCGGCUCCAGCCGCCUAUGCAGCACCUGCUCCAGCUCCAGUCGUGUACUCAGCUCCUGCUCCAGCUCCAGCCGCCUAUGCAGCACCUGCUCCAGCUCCAGUAGUGUACUCAGCUCCUGCUCCAGCUCCAGCCGCCUAUGCCGCACCAGCUCCAGCUCCAGUCGUGUACUCAGCUCCUGCACCUGCACCAGCUGCUUACCAAGCUCCAGCACCAGCUCCAGCUCCAGUCGUGUACUCAGCUCCUGCACCUGCACCAGCCGCUUACCAAGCUCCAGCACCAGCUCCAGCUGCCUACGGUGCUGCUGCUCCUGCUUCAGGCCGCGCAUCAGCACCUGCCGCAGCCCGUCGUCCAUCAGCUGCCGCAGCCGUUAGCUACAUUUCGGGUGGCAGCAGCAAUGCUGCCUCCGCACCCGCUGCAGCAGCUGCUCCAUGUUAUUGCGGCGGUAAAAAACCAAACAGAACAACUGCCAAAAUGCAACGUUUCAUCUGUGCUUUCUUCUCGGUGCUGGCACUGGCGCAUGCCCUUCCUUAUGGCGGCGGCAGCAGCAGUAGCAGUGGCAGUUAUGGCGGCAGCAGCAGUGGCGGUUACGGCGCGCCAGCAUCCGCUCCAUCUUAUACCAGCGGUGAUGUAAUUGUGUCACAGGAACCCGCAGUCUUGUAUAACAUUCCUGCACCAUCGGCUUGGAAUCUAUCGCCAGCUGCAGCAGCAGGUCCAGUGCUAACCCCAGUUGAUGCUAGGACUAUUUCAGGAUCUGGUACGGCAUCAUCGUUGAUUGGCAUCUCAUCGCGUCCAAGUGCCAUCGCUGCUGCGGCUUCUGCCAAUGUGCCUUUGAAUGCUGGUUCCUACAAGCUAUUGAUUGUACCCUCCUAUGAAGUGCCCAAUAUUGUGGGACCUGAACCUGCUGUGCCCAAGUCGCCUGCUGGUGGCAGUCGCGCUCAAGGUUAUGGCGGCCAGGGCUAUAGCGCUCCGGCUAGUCAAGUGUUAUUAGUACCAAUUGUGGAAGAAGCCAAAGAAGUUCCAGCAAACGCGAACCAUCCACACACAAUGCACAGCAAUAUGCAACAGUUCAUGUGUCUUUCUUUGGCGCUUUUCGCCUCCGUUGCUGUGGCACAUCCGUAUGGACAAUCGGCGCCUUCGUAUGGUGCUGCACCAGCGCCAAGUGCAGGUUAUGGUGCUGCACCAGCACCCAGUUCAGGUUAUGGUGGUGGCGCCAGUAGCGGCGCUAGUACAGUGCAGCAAGUCAGCUUGGCCGGUCUCGCCAAUUUGGUGAAUAUCGAAGCGAUUGAGAGAUAUUUGAAUGCGCCAGCCCCAGCUGCCCGUGGUAGCGGUUCAUAUUCUCAAGCUAAAUAUGUUGUAUCCGCCUCAGCACCCACUGCCGGUCCCGUCAUUUCUUCGAGUUACAGUGCUGCGCCAGCUCCUGCAGCCCCUGCAUCUUCGGGUGGUUAUGGUGCCUCAGCUGGACCCGCUCUUUAUGUGAACGAAGCACCAUCUAUCAGUUACUCCGCACCCGCUGCCAGUUAUUCAGCACCCGCUCCAGUCGCCAGUUAUGCCGCUCCCGCUCCAGUCGCUAGUUACGCUGCUCCCGCUCCAGUAGCAAGCUAUGCUGCACCAGCUCCAGUCGCUAGUUAUGCCGCUCCUGCUCCAGCUGCUAGUUAUUCCGCCCCUGCUCCAGCUUCAUCUGGUUAUGGUGGUUCAUCUUCUGGCAGUGCUCCCCGUUAUACCGUCCUUCCAGCUACUGUUACCCAGAUCAACGCUGGCAAGACCAGUUACAAAACCUAUCAAACUCCUAUCCAAUACAGCACCGUCACACUUCCAGUUGCUGCCUCUGGCCCCGUCGCCAAUUUGUAUGUACCUGAAAACGCCGGUUCAUCUGGUAGCUCCUACGGCGGUUCAUCUGGUUAUGGUAGCUCUGGUAGCUCUAUCAGCUCCUAUGGUGGUUCAAGCUAUUAAGUUUAACUCAAAAUAGCAGUAAAUUUAGUUAGUAUUACUAAUUUGUGUGCAUGCGACCAGUUAAAGAAUUCCAAAUUCAAAAUUUUUAUUUGAGAGCGUUUUGUGUAAAAAAUUGUCUGAUAAAAGUUUGGAACAUGUUUUGAUAUAUUUGUUUUUUGGCUAAUAAAUAAAUUGUUUUUAAGUUGAAUUAAAAUGGUUUCCUAGCGAA